CCCACCUAUCUGUUUGAUUUUCCAUCACAAUCCUUUCUUCUUCUUCUCCACACUGUCACUGUAUUUUCUGUUCUCCUGUAUUAAAGAGAGAAAAAGACCCAAACCCUUCAAUUUACAGUCAAUUUGAAUGGUUCAUUGAGAUUUGAGGGUUUCUUUCACGUUUUUUUUGAAUCAGUCUAUAAAACUAUAGUUCUGAGAAACCUAAGAAAUACUCUCUCUUUGUUUUGUUUGUCUGCAAGUGGAUCCUUCUGCUGAUUCGAAGCGGAGUCUGCUUUAUGAACUCCUCAUUCAUGCUCUGUUUAGUGUCUUAAGCUGUACAUUACAUUUUCGGGCGAAUUAGUUAGAUAAUCGAAUGCUAAUGGGCCUGCGGUUUUUAUCGAUCUCGGAGUCGAUCGGUGAAUCGCCGGCGAUUUGAUGGAAAGGAAAGGGUUAGUGUCAGAGUAUUUCGACAUUUCAUGGAGGUUACACUUCGGCGCCGUAAUUCAUGUGCCAUUCGGACGAUCCGCAGUGAUUUCGGAUUUGCUGUAGUUGUUCUCGAGAUUGCACUGGUAUUGUUGUGCUGCAAUGCAAGAAUUCAAGAGUACUUUCCGCAGUGGGAAGUCCCUGAAAAGGGAAGUGAACACAUUGUGUCACAUUCAUGCAUCCAUGAUCAGAUAGUUGAACAGUGGAGGCGACCUGGUUACAAGGUGCAUUCUGUUACCCCGCAAGUUUAUGAGAGGUCUAUUUCAGAACCACUUCACCGAAAAGGAAGGGCACUGCUUGGGGUGCCUAAAAUUCCAGUGAAGCAAAAGGAUGUAAAGCAGCCUAUCAGAAUAUACUUAAAUUAUGAUGCAGUAGGCCAUUCGCCUGACAGAGAUUGUAGAAAAGUCGGUGAUAUUGUAAAGCUUGGAGAGCCUCCUCAAAUUUCUGUGCCUGGCGUUCCUUCUUGCAAUCCUCAUGGUGAUCCUCCAAUUCUUAGUGACUGCUGGUACAAUUGCACUCUAGAUGAUAUAUCUGGGGAAGAUAAAAGACAGCGCCUUCGCAAGGCUCUGGGGCAAACAGCAGACUGGUUUCGGAGAGCUUUAGCUGUUGAGCCGGUUAAAGGGAACCUGCGGUUAAGUGGCUAUUCUGCUUGUGGUCAAGAUGGAGGUGUGCAACUUCCACGUGAAUAUGUUGAAGAGGGUAUUACUGCUGCAGAUUUAGUGCUGUUGGUGACUACAAGACCUACCACAGGGAACACUCUUGCUUGGGCAGUGGCCUGUGAACGUGAUCAAUGGGGCCGGGCAAUUGCUGGACAUGUUAAUGUUGCUCCUCGCCAUUUGACGGCUGAAGCAGAGACUUUACUUUCAGCUACUCUCAUUCAUGAGGUUAUGCAUGUUCUUGGUUUUGAUCCCCAUGCCUUUGCCCAUUUUAGAGAUGAGAGAAAAAGAAGGCGUAGUCAGGUGACUGAACAAGAUAUGGAUGAAAAGCUUGGCCGGAUGGUUACUCGCGUGGUCCUUCCCCGUGUCAUUAUGCACUCUCGACAUCAUUAUGGGGCAUUUGCGGACAAUUUUACUGGUUUAGAGUUGGAAGAUGGUGGAGGUCGUGGCACAUCAGGUUCUCAUUGGGAAAAAAGGCUUCUGAUGAAUGAGAUCAUGACGGGGUCAGUGGAUACCCGAUCAGUAGUUUCCAAAAUGACCUUGGCUUUGUUGGAGGAUAGUGGAUGGUACCAAGCAAACUAUAGCAUGGCCGACCAUCUUGAUUGGGGUCGCAACCAAGGAACUGACUUUGUCACCUCUCCUUGCAAUCUAUGGAAGGGGGCAUACCAUUGUAACACAACCCAAUUGUCAGGUUGUACAUAUAACAGAGAGGCAGAGGGUUACUGCCCUAUUGUAAGUUACAGUGGGGAUCUCCCUCAGUGGGCACGUUAUUUCCCACAGGCUAAUAAAGGGGGACAAUCCUCAUUGGCUGAUUAUUGUACGUACUUUGUUGCCUACUCUGAUGGGUCUUGCACGGACACUAACAGUGCACGGGCACCUGACAGAAUGUUGGGUGAAGUUCGUGGGAGCAACUCCAGGUGUAUGGCCUCAUCAUUGGUACGUACUGGGUUUGUACGCGGCUCUAUGACCCAAGGAAAUGGUUGUUAUCAGCACCGAUGUUUAAAUAACGCAUUGGAGGUUGCUGUGGAUGGUAUUUGGAAAGUAUGUCCUGAAGUUGGGGGGCCUGUUCAGUUCCCUGGAUUUAAUGGUGAACUCAUAUGCCCUGCAUACCAUGAACUCUGUAGCACAAGCCCUGUUUCUGUGUCUGGGCGAUGCCUUAACUCAUGUAAUUUCAAUGGGGACUGUGUUAAUGGAAGGUGUCAUUGCUUUAUAGGGUUUCAUGGAUAUGAUUGUAGUAAACGAUCUUGCCCUGGAGACUGUAACAGGCAUGGAAAAUGCCUUCCAAAUGGGAUUUGUGAAUGUGGUAAUGGGUAUGCCGGCGUUGAUUGCUCGACAGCUGUUUGCGACGAGCAAUGCAGUCUUCAUGGAGGGGUCUGUGACAAUGGAGUUUGCGAAUUCCGAUGCUCAGACUAUGCUGGUUAUACAUGUCAAAACAGUUCCAUGCUUAUUUCUAGCCUUUCAAUUUGUAAAAAUGUGUUGGAGCGUGAUAUAUCUGGGCAACACUGUGCACCUAGUGAACCAAGUAUACUUCAGCAGCUAGAAGAAGUUGUUGUCAUGCCCAACUACCAUCGUUUGUUCCCAGGGGGCGCUCAGAAAUUAUUUAACAUCCUUGGUGGCAGCAACUAUUGUGACACUGCUGCUAAAAGACUGGCUUGUUGGAUCUCUAUACAGAAGUGUGACAAUGAUGGCGAUGACAGGCUUCGAGUAUGCCAUUCAGCAUGUCAAUCGUAUAAUUUAGCUUGUGGAGCCUCGCUCGACUGCUCAGACCAAACCCUUUUCAGCAGUGAGGAGGAAGGCGAAGGUCAAUGCACAGGCUCCGGUGAGAUAAAAUUAUCAUGGUUUAAUCGCUGGCGUAGUUUAUUCUCAGGCAAUGAUUCCACCAUAGGAACAUCUGUACAAUAUAGGCAGCUCUAGUUUUUCUUUUUAACUUUUUUCUGCCCCCUUAAUUUUGUCGUGUAAUUUCUGUAGGCCUUGAUUGUAGAAAAUUAAGAUGUGGCACGUAAAGUAUGUGCCCUAGAUGUAGGGUUUGCGCGUGUUCAGCCCGAGAAUGCUGGGUGGAAUUGGCUUUCGAAGAAAGCCCGCUUGUAGAGAAAUUUGAAGUGUACUUGAAAAAAAAGAAGAAAAUCAAAGAAAAAAUUGUUGAUAUGAGUGAUUAGAGCGAGGUUCGACCGUAUGCAUCUUAAGAAAAAUCCUUAUGUAAAUGUAUUCUUCUUAAUUGUUAAUCUCUUCUUCCUGAUCGAUGUUAGAUA
Molecule: messenger RNA, 3367 nt
Organism: Tripterygium wilfordii
Lineage: Eukaryota; Viridiplantae; Streptophyta; Magnoliopsida; Celastrales; Celastraceae
Product: leishmanolysin-like peptidase
Exons: 17
Coding region: 456-3032 (858 amino acids)
Biological process (GO): proteolysis; cell adhesion
Cellular component (GO): cytoplasm; membrane
Molecular function (GO): metalloendopeptidase activity
Source: RefSeq, a predicted model, not a curated record